Messenger RNA from Oreochromis niloticus (Nile tilapia), 525 nucleotides. It is a transcript of the gene tcf21, whose product is annotated as transcription factor 21. Gene Ontology annotation, biological process: regulation of transcription by RNA polymerase II; developmental process. Gene Ontology annotation, molecular function: RNA polymerase II transcription regulatory region sequence-specific DNA binding; protein dimerization activity; DNA-binding transcription factor activity, RNA polymerase II-specific. NCBI's taxonomy places the organism in Eukaryota, Metazoa, Chordata, Actinopteri, Cichliformes, Cichlidae. The record is from RefSeq and is marked provisional.
AUGUCCACCGGGUCUCUCAGCGAUGUCGACGACGAGCUCCUGGACGGCAUCCUGAAGUUUGGUUCCUCCGGUAAAGAUUCCAACGAGAGCACGGAGGAGAGCUCAAACGGCGAGGGUUCAUGCGCAAACGAGGAACGGAGAGAAACGCCCGGCAAAAAACGGAAGACAACGUCCAGGAAAACGGCGCCCAAGGGUGUGGCACAACAGGAGGGCAAGCAGGUGCAGAGGAACGCGGCCAACGCCCGGGAAAGAGCCAGGAUGAGAGUCCUCUCCAAAGCCUUCUCCCGGCUUAAGACCUCCUUACCCUGGGUACCACCGGAUACCAAGCUCUCCAAACUGGACACACUGCGCCUGGCGUCUAGCUACAUAGCGCACCUCCGACAGAUACUGGCCAACGACAAAUACGAAAAUGGAUAUAUCCACCCUGUUAACCUGACGUGGCCUUUCAUGGUUGCAGGUAAACCGGAGAACGAUUUGAAGGAGAUGCUGAACUCAACGAGGUUGUGCGGAACUACGGCGUCUUGA